AUGCAGGUCUUUGGGCCACCGAAGACCCGCUCGACGAGCGGCAUCGAUUUUGACAAAUACGAUGCUAUCCCGGUGCAGGUUUCGGGCGAGAACAGCACGGACGUGAAACCCAUCGUCCGUUUUUCAGAGGCAAAGCUGGUGGACUCCCUCUUCGACAACCUCCGGCGAUGUGGGUACGAUCGCCCAACCCCUGUGCAGAAGUAUUCCAUACCCAUUGUGCUGUCCGGGCGCGAUCUCAUGGCUUGCGCACAGACGGGCUCAGGAAAGACCUGCGCCUUCAUGGUGCCCUGUCUCGAGUCCCUGCUCCGGUCUGGGCCACCACAGCAGAACAGCAGGGGCCGGCAGAAGCCAGCGCCUUGUGGCCUUUGCCUGGCGCCAACGCGCGAGCUGGCAUCGCAAAUUCACGAGGAGAGCAAGAAGUUUGCCUUCGACACUGGGAUCCGUUGCUGCAUCAUCUACGGCGGUGCGGACAUGCGAGAACAGAGGAGUGAGCUCGAGGGGGGCUGCGAUGUACUAAUCGCCACGCCGGGACGCCUGACAGACAUGUUCGAGCGAACUUUCCUUUCUCUCGCCAAUGUUCAGUUCUUCAUCCUAGAUGAGGCAGACCGAAUGCUUGAUAUGGGUUUCGAGCCCCAGGUCCGGCAGAUCGUAAAGCAAACCGACAUGGGCAAGUGGAGCACUGUUCGACUGCAGUCGAUGAUGUUCUCAGCGACGUUCGCUUCGGAGGUCCAGGUCAUGGCACGCGACUUUCUUUCGGACUACCUCUUCAUUACAGUUGGGCGCGUGGGGGCUGCGUCGGAACUGGUUACGCAGAAGGUCGUCUAUGCAGACGAAGGAUCGAUGAAGGUGCGCAAGCUGGACACCGUCGUCAAGGAGCACCUGCCUAAGGAUGGCCUUUGCGUGGUCUUCGUCGAGACGAAACGUGGGGCUGACUCCCUGGAAAUAGAGCUGCACAAGAAUGGCAUCAGCGUCGCGGCAAUCCACGGCGACCGAAGCCAGAUACAGCGAGAGGAGGCGCUUGCUGCCUUCAAGACAGGGGCCAAUCCGAUCCUCGUGGCCACGGAUGUGGCCGCGCGUGGUUUGGACAUUCCAAACGUGUCGUUGGUGGUGAACUUCGACAUGCCAAAACAGCUGGACGAUUACGUUCAUCGAAUUGGGCGCACCGGGCGUGCCGGUCGCAAGGGUACGGCCGUGGCUUUCGUGAACGAAAGGUGCGCAUACCUCCACGACCUGUACGACAUUUUGAUCGAGGCCAAGCAGGACACUCCCAUCUGGUUCGAGGAAAUGGUGAGGCAGGCACGGCGUCCCACGGGCGGCAAGGGCGGCCGCCGCGCAGAGCGCUUCGGAGGUUCGGACAUCCGGGCUGACGAAAAAGGUUCAGGUACCGGGCCGCCUCCAGGUUCCUCGCUGCUGGCGAAGCCUGCGCGGGCGGAACUUCCUAUGCCUCGAGCACCAGACGCUUUCGGCAACAGCGGGCUGGAAGACGCUUGGUGA
Symbiodinium sp. CCMP2456 is the source of this 1494-nucleotide messenger RNA. The record is from the annotation of a GenBank genome assembly. NCBI's taxonomy places the organism in Eukaryota, Dinophyceae, Suessiales, Symbiodiniaceae.